GUCGGAGCUGUGGAGCAGCAUGGUCCCUCCUGAAUUUCGGGGGUGGGGUGAGGGGUUUUUGUUUACGUUGAAUUAGCAACCGCGUUCAGUUUAGCUAUUCGUGUUAACGGACGCUCAGGGGAUAAAGUAAGGAGUAAUCUACAACAGGGAUUUAUUUCUCUACCUUAAGAGGACCCGGAAGUAGUAUAUGACAUGGUAGUUGCGGUCUUGUUUGUGAGUUUGGGAAAAAGCACUGUUGACAAAUGGGAACUUGACUCAUAGUUGGGAAUGGAAGAUGAGCUCGCCUGUGUGAAUGUCUCAUCGAAAAAUAUGCCUAGUUAUGUUAGUUACGACGGAGAGUCCGUCAGUAAUUUGUCUGAGGUGUCCGGUGAAGUGGAGAACCAAAGCACAGAUUUUGGCCAGGAUGCCAGCGAAGCGAAGCUGCCAAACACGGAUGAUGGGUUGGACUUUCCCAAACACAGACAUGAACGAAGAGGUAGUAAAGAAAGCAACGAGAAGGAAACUGUUAGAAAAACGUUGGCGGUGGACAUUUUGAGAAGAAAUUUUGGACCAUCGAAAUCCUCCGUUCUCAAUGACAGUAACGUGGAACGUCCCAAAGAUCGUGAAAAAGUGGAAAGAAUUUUGCAAAACUUGGAACAAGGAAGGUUCGCUGAGAACGGGAGGACCCGAUGCGACCCUAAUCGAGGAAGUAACUCUAAACUCCCAGAUUUCUUCCCGUCAUUAGAUCUAGAAGAUCUUGAACUCUCUGAUACAGAGGGAAACGUUGAGAGUAAUAAAGGCGGAGAUGAAAGCCUGUCGGAAGAACACGUUUACUGCACCGUCUAUUGCAUUGCCAACGAUGAAUCCAAGAAGCCUUCUGAGAACACAGGAACCUUAGAUAACAUGAGUCCGUCAGAUGGGUCCGCUUCACCUCCUAAUGAAUCACUGAAUCCAGACAUGGGGCGCUACCCAGAGGGCUAUACACUGGCAGACCUCGUAGACUCUACGAUGUUGAACAACGUUCACAACGCGGAUUAUAAUCUAUCCGUGCAGUUGACUUGUCGGAUUUGUUUUGACGAGAAACACAUCAAACCACUACACUGUUGCAAAAAGGCGGUGUGUGAAGAAUGUCUGAAAAAGUACAUCACUUCGCAGGUCCUUGUGGGACAGGUGGACAUCGCAUGCCCCAUCACAGAGUGCAGCGGCUAUCUGGAAGAGAACGUGAUCGUGUCGCACCUGGCUGCCGAGGAGUUGGCCAAGUACAAGUACUUCCAGGAAGUGAGCCGGCUGGAUUCCGGUACCAAGCCCUGUCCACAGUGCAGCAUGUUCACCUCACUGAAGGGGCGGGGCCUGCAGGCAACAGGAAAGGCCGAGCACAAGUAUAAGAUUCAGUGUACCAAAUGCCUGUUUGUGUGGUGCUUUAAGUGCCACGCCCCGUGGCACGACGGCCUCAAGUGCCGCGAGUACAGGAAGGGAGACAAACUGCUGCGUCACUGGGCCAGCGUCAUCGAGCACGGGCAGAGGAAUGCUCAGAAGUGCCCGCGCUGCAAGAUCCACAUUCAGAGGACAGAGGGCUGCGAUCACAUGACCUGCACCCAGUGCAACACCAACUUCUGCUACCGCUGCGGUGAGAAGUACCGCCACCUGCGUUUCUUCGGCGACCACACCUCCAACCUGAGCGUGUUUGGCUGCAAGUACCGCUACCUACCUGACAGGCCGCACCUGCGCCGUGCGGUGCGGGGCUCCGUGUGUGUGAGUAAAGUACUGGUCGCUCCCGUGGUCAUCGUCAUGUUGGUGGUGCUCGGUGCCUUGGCUCUCAUCAUAGGUCUGCUUGCAUUCCCUGUCUACUACAUCUAUAAGAAGCACAGGAAACACUCCAAUGGAACAGGCCGCUGGCUGUGCUGAGAGCCUGCCCCCCCCCCCACACACACACACACACCCAGGACAUGUGCCAGGAGUAAUCAGAGUGAGCUCACUGAAUUGCACUGCUGCCUAUAUGUGCUCAAGUCUACAUGGUCUACACAGACCACUCCUUCCCCUCCCCGCUCGUACCCAACGCCACGCCGCAGCCCCUGGUGCCAUGCUGAGUGUCUGCAGCACAGAAGGGCAGUCACAGCCAUAUAAUUACAUUCUUAUUCUGAAAACAAGAACAGUUUUACGCACGCAAGAUUGUUAAGAUAGCUGGCCAAAUGGUUGGGGGGGGGGGGAGUGUAGAAUAAUCCAUCUGAGCGUAACAUAUAAUUUUAGUCUUUUAACCUGGUCUGAAUAUACAAGCCUGCUUUUAUAAGGAUGGGUUAUGGAUUGAGUGUGAUAUCUCAGGGGCUCGAGGGAGGGGGAAGGAAGAAAUCAGUGCUCCUGCACCCCCGCCACCACGAACCAGCACACCGUGCCAACCUCUGCUGGAGUUCGGGCCAUCACCACCGGCUCACGUGAUGCUGCAGCGAGGAGUAGGACCAGCUGCAGCGUGGCGGGGGGUGGAGCCAUCCCUGCCUGGACUGCCAGGGGGUUCGCCGUGGCCGCCUGCUCUCCCACUUGGCAGAUCUCUGCCGUGCCAUCACUAUGUCGAGACAGAUACGCAUCUGCAGCUUUGGUGCUGCCCCUUCAGCGCAACCGGGCGGGUGAAGGACCUCCCACUUACUUAGAUACUGAAGAAUCUCGUAUUUAUUCUUACAUGUAAUGCUUCGAUUGAUUUUGAGCUCAUCUGGUGGACAUUUCUAAUUUUACCUCUAGUAUAUUUGAGAUUUGCACAUUGCGUUUUAUAUGUGGAGCCAUAGCACGUGUUGUGUGUUUAAAAUGGGUCACUAUUCAACACGUCUUUAAACUCUUGAUCGCUGUCUUGCUGUACAUUGCAUUGAAUAUCACAGACGCAUAUCCCGUGUUGAUUUCUAUGAAUAGAUUGUGAACAUUGUGCAUUUAGCAUGUUACAUAUCAAUCUGAAACACUUACUCAAGCCAUUAGAGACGCUAUCAACAUCUGCCUGUCACUGGUUGAUGGGCACUUCUGGCAAUCAUUGGAACUCCCAGAAAACGCACUCUGUCAAGGUGAUGACAAUCAUGUGUAUGUACCCAGCCAGGCAGAAGGGUUCAUGUAACUGUUUAUCUCAGGGAGUGUGUUGGGAAUUUCGCACACAAUGCUCUCGCGCAGCAGGGCUCUGUUUGUCAGGUCAUGUUACACUUCUAUAGAUCAUAGAUGAAACAGGUCACAGGGCAAGCCUAACGUUCGUCUGAGGCUUGCUGUCUCUGUCUGCGGUUUUAGACUGUGCAAUUGCAUUGGUAUUACUGAUGUAUUAUUGAUGUACUGAUAUUUGGGGGGCUUCUUUCUGUGCCUUUUAACAAGCGGUAAAUGGGAUUGGAUGUUAUAAGGAACAAGUGUAUGUUUUAGGUUUUCUUAACUUUCCAUGCCACAUAUGAGUGCCUGUACACUUUGGUAAAUUUGCAAACACCUGCUUUUAAGGUUACAUUUAGAUUACAUUGGGGUGUAUGUAUGGGACAGUGGCACAAUUUGUUUUUAUGAAUGUGUUUCAGGAAAGAAAAAAAGCACAUUGUAAUGUGUAUGCUGUUUGUAGCCUACAUCCACGCAAAUUCUUUUAAUCUUCUAUGCUGCUGCAGUUUAUCUCCAGAGUCAGACACACCAGUCCACUUUAGCAGACAACAAAUACAUGUCUGUAUUCACUGUGUUGAACUGUGGAUUAAAUAGACCUAGGUGCAAUGCCAAGACGAGUUUAUUUAAGUGCGAGCGCCGGCUAAUAAGUAGCCAAAUGUCUCAUUCCAAUAAUAAAAUGUCAUAGCAUGGCACCAAAACGAUGCCGUGUAGCUACAUUGGUCUCCCUUGUCUUGUUUGUAUGCCAACUCCAGACUCUGCCGUUGAAAUAGCCGAACAUUUGCAUGCGUGCCAGCCUCGUGUAAACACCCGAAACCGUUCAGACCAGGCCGAAGCGGGAUGGAGGGGCUCCGUUUCCGGCAUGUGAGGCGAGCGGCAGUCAGCUGCGCUGGGUCCGUAGGAAUUAGCAGCUGUGCUCCACGCCGAUAAGGUGACGGACGCCAUACCCCCACCCCGCUGGAUACUGCGCGUUUACAUUGCGAAACGGCUGUGGGAGUCGUUUCGGGGAAGAAGUGACACUUGUGAGAAAUAACGGCCAUGAUCCAGGCCAAACGGCGAGGACUAUCUCGGGCCUGCUUUUUAAGACGCUUUGAUGUUGUUGGGUUUUGUUUUGUUUUUAAUGUGUGUGUGAGUUUAUAGCAACGUUUUUGCUCUUAUUACAUGGAGGAAUGUUUCUUAUCCUUAACUUGUUUGAUCGGGCAGCACAGGAGUACGGUUUCAGCACGGGCCGGUCCCACUCCGUCAGGCGUCUCAGACAAUGACCGUGCCAGAGGGAUCGAUUUCCUGCCUGCCUAAGCGCUUUGUCAGACGCGCCCGCCGGCUAAGAGCCGCUUCCUGAGAUGAGGCGUGGGCAAUGGGCCAGCGCUUUCCAGCGCAGCUGACUGACAUGGAUGUCCUGUUGACGCGUUCAGAGUGUGACCGCCAUGCCAGUGACAGAAUGAUGGAAGCGGUGCUGGGUUCAGAGUUUAGCAGACAAACUCUCCUCGGGGUAUUUUUGGCGUAUUUUUGGCACAUUCUUUCAGACACAUUCGCGUUCAGACAGCGGAGCAGAGCUUUUAAGUAGAGCUGAUUUUUGUUUUAAGCAGCUUUUUAAUUCUGGUUCACUCAAAUAUACCUGUCAAAGUGUAGUAUGAUUUGUUAUUGUAUUUUACAGUAGGCCUACAUACUAUUUUAACUAGUUUUAAUCUAUCUUACUACACUAUACAUUAAACUUUCAAAUCUAAAUUCCAUCUUUGACAAGGAACAUGUUUAUAAUACCUGCUUGAAAGCUUAGGCUUUCAUGUUAAUAACACUGCAAUCAUAGAUUUGAUCAUGUGGGCACACUCACUACACCCUUACAGGUACGCAGUUAGAGACCACAACCCAGUAGUUGCCAUGCAUUUCUGCCACCUUCGGCUCUUUAUCUGUGAACACAAGGCUGCUGUUGGCUGGAUAUGGCAGGUCACUCUCAGCGCAGUAGUGACAUUGACACGUGUAAAUACCCCAGCAGCCCCGUACCUGACACGUUCAUAACAGCACCCACAAGUCCCAUAGCUCAGUGUCACGCUGUAUUGAGACCCAGACAUAGCAAUUCCGGUUAGUAAUGGUUUGUUCAGAAACUGAGCAGCAAAGAAUAUGGGGUAGAAGGUCGCUAAUAAAAUGUCAUGGCAACAGAGGGGCUAAUUUACACAGCUAAGUGCUAUAAGACAGAUGUGCCCAAUACUAACUAAGCGUCAUGCUGUCAUUACCAAGCCUGUAGUGCUUAUUAGCUAUUUUUCAUUGUUAUAACGUAAUAGAACCUGUGGUAAUGUUUAGCAAUCGACAUUAACAACAUUACUGCCACCUGCUGGCUAACACAAACUCAGGCGAGAGAAUAUCGAAUUGGCUGACCUUGCUAUUUACAAUUUUUCAGCCUGCUUUUACCUAUGAGUUGAUGGUACGAAUCUGCUAAAUAAAUUCUGGGAUUCAAGGGUCAGGGUUGAAAGGAGGCCAUGCAGUGUUUCCUUAAGGCAGCCUAUUGUAGGCCUACAAUAAGAUUACAUUUAUUACAUCUCUGGAGCCUAGAGGUAAUCUUUCCUGCUGUAACUAUUAUAUAAUUGUUCAUAUACAGUAUUAUUCGAAUUUAAUUACUAUAGUAUUUUUAUACUAUUUUGUUAUGAAAUGAGCAUGGCUAAAGAGAGCCAUUUUUACCAAAUGAAAAAUAACUUGGUGAUAUUUUUAGAUUAUUAUUUUUGUUAUUGUUGUUGCUGCUGUUGUUUUUGUUGAUGUAGCUGCUGCAAUAAUUACUAAUUUAACGAAGUUAGUUUUGUUUUGUUUUUUUCAGGCUCCACCCCUCAUCAUGGUUCAACAGAUCAUUUUCAUUGUAGAAAGACAACAACUAAAAGGUUUUGCAAGUUAUUGUCUAACGGCUAUAAAAAAAAUUUAAAGCUCCAGUCACUAAAAUAUUCAGAAAUGGAAAAUAAUCAAAACCUUAAAACUCACUAUGACCAACUAGAACAAAAUUAUCAUUUAUGCUCUUAAAAGUGGUAAAUUAUGUUGUGAUAGUUUGCAGUGAACUAAACUGUUUAAACUAUUUGUUGUACUGGAACUAACCGUUUAACCCUGAUGAGAUAGCUUGGAGCUAAGAAAUCAAUUCUCCGACCUGUUCAAACGAGAUUGUUCACGAAUUAUCUAAAAAUUAUUUUAACAAGCCAUGCAAUACCAUGAAAUUGUGG
Electrophorus electricus (electric eel) is the source of this 6272-nucleotide messenger RNA. It is a transcript of the gene rnf217, whose product is annotated as ring finger protein 217. Lineage: Eukaryota; Metazoa; Chordata; Actinopteri; Gymnotiformes; Gymnotidae. Gene Ontology annotation, biological process: protein ubiquitination. Gene Ontology annotation, molecular function: ubiquitin-protein transferase activity; zinc ion binding. The record is from RefSeq and is a predicted model, not a curated record.